Messenger RNA from Mastomys coucha (southern multimammate mouse), 1075 nucleotides. It is a transcript of the gene Rbp4, whose product is annotated as retinol binding protein 4. Lineage: Eukaryota; Metazoa; Chordata; Mammalia; Rodentia; Muridae. Gene Ontology annotation, biological process: retinol transport. The transcript has 6 exons. Gene Ontology annotation, molecular function: retinol binding; retinol transmembrane transporter activity. The record is from RefSeq and is a predicted model, not a curated record. The coding region runs from base 83 to 823 and encodes 246 amino acids.
UCCAGCCAGGGCAACAGGACUUGGAGGCCACCCAAGACCGCAGCUGGCUGCCGCUGGGUCCCCGGGCCAGCUCUUGGCCCCGAUGGAUCGUCUGGGCUGGAGAGUUUGGCUCCAUCGAGACCACCCUGAGCGGAGCUCAGAGCACAGGAGACCUGGGGCGGCAAGGCUGACGGAGGGGGCCCCCCGCGUGCGUUCAGGCAGUGAACUCCGGUGUGAGAUGGAGUGGGUGUGGGCGCUCGUGCUGCUGGCGGCUCUGGGAGGCGGCCGCGCCGAGCGCGACUGCAGGGUGAGCAGCUUCCGAGUCAAAGAGAACUUCGACAAGGCUCGUUUCUCUGGGCUCUGGUAUGCCAUCGCCAAAAAGGACCCCGAGGGUCUCUUUUUGCAAGACAACAUCAUCGCUGAGUUUUCUGUGGACGAGAAGGGUCAUAUGAGCGCCACAGCCAAGGGACGAGUCCGUCUUCUGAGCAACUGGGAAGUGUGUGCAGACAUGGUGGGCACUUUCACAGACACCGAAGAUCCUGCCAAGUUCAAGAUGAAGUACUGGGGUGUAGCCUCCUUUCUCCAGCGAGGAAAUGAUGACCACUGGAUCAUCGAUACGGACUACGACACCUUCGCUCUGCAGUACUCCUGCCGCCUGCAGAAUCUGGAUGGCACCUGUGCAGACAGCUACUCCUUCGUGUUUUCUCGUGACCCCAAUGGCCUGACCCCAGAGACACGGAGGCUGGUGAGGCAGCGGCAGGAGGAGCUGUGCCUAGAGAGGCAGUACAGGUGGAUCGAGCACAAUGGUUACUGUCAAAGCGUACCCUCAAGAAACAGUUUGUAGCAACAUCGAGGAUAUGAAGUUUGAAAACGUCUGAUUAACUCUCAUCCAGUCUUCAACUCUAUUUAUCUUAAAAGUUUAGUUUCCCCACCUCCCUUACCUUCUCUAGGUGGACAUUAAAACAUCGCCCAGGUACAUAGGAACGACUGAAUCUGUUCACACAAACGUAUGUCUUACUGAAGUUCCCUGAGAGAUGUUUGAGGCUUGGGUUUCCAAACUUGAUUUAUUAAACAUAUACUCACCAUCUUCCAAUGA